AUGUUAAAGGAUAUCUGAGUUUGUCCAGCGUUCAACGGCUCUUUGUACGCUUUACGCGGUGGUUUUCUUUGUUCCGUCGAAAUGCCGCCAGAGUUGUCAAUACGACGGCUCACGGAUCCUAUUGUUGAAUCGAGCUCAAUAGCGAAAAGAAUCACGACACCAAAUCGAAGAGCAAAUGAUGUUUGAUUUUAAGGCAUUCGACAAUAGUUGCUUCCAUUCGUGAAUAGAGAAGUGACAGUCUUUGCAACGGCCGCAUAAAUAGUAAGAAUUCCUCGUCGAAGACUCUCUGACUUGCUAAAUAUUUCUCUUCUCCCCGCCUGCUCUCUCUCUAGAAGCUUUUAUACAAGCUUUAAACCAACAUGACGGACCAGUCCAAGAAGAGACGCGCAGCGGUUAGUGGUCCCGCAGGAUCAGCCAGGAAGAAAACCCGGCGCACAAAGCCCGAAAACAGCGACUCGGAUGAGCCCAUUGUGGUAACUCAGCCAGAUCCCCAGUCACCCCCAUCUCCAGCUCUUCCGAGAACCACCCGUUCCGCCGCUCCCGCCCCGGUCCCGGUCCCAGCCCCAGCUGCUCGCCGAGCCGCUCCUACUUUUCCCCCUCUGAUCUCCACCGGGUCCGUAAUUGCAACCUACUCGCCCUGUCUCCGGUGCGUCAAGAAAUGGACCGAGGACAACUCGACCAUCUGCCACCGCGACGCUGCCCUCGGAAAGUGUCGUUCCUGCAGCCGAGCUGGCGCGGAGUGCAGCGCGCUUCCGAAUCACUUUUACGGUCCGCUCACCGCGGCGCAGAAACUCACUGGUCGUGCGCGGCGGAGAACAUGUGCUGAGAUUAAGAAUGCUCUGGAGGCUUAUGAGCGCGAGAAUGAGGAGGAAGCACCUACCAAGGAAAACGCUGGGUCUGGAUCGUCAGGAGAAGAGAGAGGCGAGCUGCUAAAGGCGAUCCGGUUGUUGAAUAAGAAUGUGUUCCGGUUGAUGAAUACCAUUCGGGAAGUACGUGGGAUGGAGCUCGUCUCUGACGAGGAGAUCUGAUUUGAAAGAGGAGUUGUGAGGAUGCUGUCCUCUGGCUUUCGAGUUUCGUGCACUAGUGAUGCUGGGGUCCACAUCAUCACAUGUUUGGUUAGAUUUGGUGUCAACCGUGUCAUCAACGGGAGAAUACAGCCAUCGAU
Aspergillus novofumigatus IBT 16806 is the source of this 1165-nucleotide messenger RNA. RefSeq lists its product as uncharacterized. The record is from RefSeq and is a predicted model, not a curated record. The transcript has 2 exons. Lineage: Eukaryota; Fungi; Ascomycota; Eurotiomycetes; Eurotiales; Aspergillaceae. Bases 360 to 1028 code for a protein of 222 amino acids.